AUGUCAGUGUUAGCCUUGGUGAGAGACUCUGACGCUUCCCCAUCUUCUCUACGGAAACCCCACAUGGUUUGGCGUGAGGCUAGAAGAGUGCUUCAGACUUGGGCUCCCCAGAUGAAGGGUCUGAGGCUGGAGCCAGCACCUAGACUUUUGUGUGUCAGGUUGGUGACCAUGUUGCUGCUAGGGAUAAUUUUUCUCCCAAGCAUAUGUUGUGAUAUGGAAUCCACACAUUACUCUUCUUAUGAAAUAGUCAUCCCCAAGAGUCUGACAGUCGAGGGGAGUGAAGACCCAGAGGGAAAGGCAUCCUACAUGCUAUUUAUGCAAGGCCAGAAGCAGCUGCUUCAUUUGAAGGUGAGGAGAGACUAUUUUGUAAGUGACUUCCCCAUCUACACUUACCACAAUGGCAUCCUGGGGCAAGAAAUGCCUUCCAUCUCACACGACUGCCACUAUGAGGGCUACAUAGAAGGAGCGCCAGGCUCUUUUGUUUCCGUCAACACCUGCUCGGGCCUCAGGGGCAUCCUGAUCAAGGAGGAGACAUCCUACAGCAUCAAGCCCAAGCUCUCUUCCAAGCAGUUUGAGCACGUGCUAUUCACCACGGACCCACAAGCUCCAGUCUCCUGUGGCGUCCCGUCCCAAGACAGACCGGCAUCCACCAGCCAGCAAGAAGGGAGGAGGAAUCCUCUUCAAUUGCAGGCGCUGUCCUACUUGUGGUCACUCACCAAGUACGUGGAGAUGUUUGUCGUGGUCAACAACGAGCGGUUCCAGAUGUGGGGCAGUAACGUCAGUGAGACCGUCCAGAGAGUUGUGGACAUCAUUGCUCUGGCCAACAGUUUCACCAGGGGCAUAAACACAGAGGUGGUGCUGGCCGGAAUGGAGAUCUGGACCGAGGGGGACCUCAUAGAGGUCCCGGUGGACCUGCAAGGUACACUCAGGAAUUUCAACAGCUGGAGACAAGAGAAUCUCUCGAGUCGCGUGAGGCACGAUGUUGCCCACCUGAUCGUUGGGCAUCAUCCUGGUGAGAACAAGGGCCAGGCAUUCCUCAGCGGUGCCUGUUCAAGUGGCUUUGCGGCGGCUGUCGAAUCCUUCCCUCACGAGGAUGUCCUCCUGUUUGCGGCGCUCAUGGUCCACCAGCUCGGGCACAACCUGGGCAUUCGGCAUGACCAUGCGGCCUGCGUUUGUAAAGAUAAGCCGUUUUGCCUCAUGCGUGAAAAUAUCACCAAAGCAAGCGGCUUCAGCAACUGCAGCUCUGAGGAUUUCCACCGUUUCCUUCAAGAACACAAAGGGACCUGCCUCUUUAACAAGCCGUGGUACAGAAGCCACAAGAGGCAGGAGCCUACUUGUGGUAAUGGUGUGAUUGAACAAUCAGAGCAGUGUGACUGUGGUACUCAAUGUCAAAAUAGCGAAUGCUGUACCACGGAAUGCAAACUGAAGGAGGGUGCUCAGUGUAGUAAUGAACCCUGUUGUUCUGGAUGUAAAUUUCAAGCUAGUGGACACUCUUGCCGUGCUGUGUCAGGAGCAUGUGACCUCGCAGAAUACUGUAAUGGUAGUUCUUCAAUGUGUCCUGGAGAUAGGCAUAAGCAAGAUGGCACAGUAUGUCGAAAAACAUUCCAGUGCCUUAAAGGUUUAUGCAUGGACCCUGAUGUUCAGUGCUCAAAUGUUUUUGGGGGUAGUUCAACAUCAGGCCCAGCAGAGUGUUACACAUCGAUAAAUGGCAGAGGGGACCGGUUUGGAAACUGUGGCCAUCCUACUAGCGAAAAUCCAAACUACGUUAAGUGCGCAGACGAAAAUAAGUUGUGUGGGAAAAUUAUUUGUACGGGUCUUUUGGCUUUACCAGAAAUAAAGGAGCACUACACAGUGCUCCAGAUCCCUCAUGGAGAUGACUGGUGCUGGAGCAUGGACUCCUUCAAAGACACUGACAACAUCGACAUUGGGGAUGUGAAUAAUGGCACUUUCUGUGGUACAAAGAAAAACUGCCAAAAAUUUAGUUGUACAGAUGCCACUGAGCUCAAAUUUGACUGUCAGGCAGAUGUAACUUGUAAUGGGAAAGGAGUCUGCAACGAUUUAGGGAACUGUCAUUGUGACUUUGGCUUUGAACCUCCUGACUGCACAAAGGUAGGAAAUGGGGGUAGUAUUGACAGUGGCCCUGUGGGUGGGGCAGAAGUGGAAGCUCCUCCUCCGGGAAGUGACGAAAGUGAACAAAAUGAAACCAUUAGCCGAAAGCAAGAAGAGGCUCUAGACCAAACACUAUUAAUCUUUAUUAUAUUAAUUGGAAUAAUACUACUAGUUCUAUUGAUCUGCUGCUUCUGCAUGUUUAAAAGCUCAAAAGCUGCACCAGCACCUGCACCAGAAGCAGCACCAGCACCAGAAGCAGCUCCUGCAGAAGGACCACCUCCAGAAGCAGCUCCUGCAGAGGGACCACCUCCAGAAGGAGAGGCCCCAGCAGAGCCAGCCCCAGGAGAGGCCCCAGCAGAGCCACCACCAGAAGAACCGGCACCAGCAGAAUAG
Messenger RNA from Sciurus carolinensis (gray squirrel), 2502 nucleotides. Its product is annotated as disintegrin and metalloproteinase domain-containing protein 1b-like. The record is from RefSeq and is a predicted model, not a curated record. Lineage: Eukaryota; Metazoa; Chordata; Mammalia; Rodentia; Sciuridae. Gene Ontology annotation, biological process: male gonad development; binding of sperm to zona pellucida; proteolysis. Gene Ontology annotation, molecular function: metalloendopeptidase activity. Bases 1 to 2502 code for a protein of 833 amino acids. The transcript has a single exon. Gene Ontology annotation, cellular component: plasma membrane; external side of plasma membrane; sperm head plasma membrane.